Clarias gariepinus (North African catfish) is the source of this 4133-nucleotide messenger RNA. It is a transcript of the gene gmps, whose product is annotated as guanine monophosphate synthase. Lineage: Eukaryota; Metazoa; Chordata; Actinopteri; Siluriformes; Clariidae. Bases 215 to 2293 code for a protein of 692 amino acids. Gene Ontology annotation, molecular function: GMP synthase (glutamine-hydrolyzing) activity; GMP synthase activity; ATP binding. Gene Ontology annotation, biological process: GMP biosynthetic process. The transcript is spliced from 16 exons. Gene Ontology annotation, cellular component: cytosol. The record is from RefSeq and is a predicted model, not a curated record.
GCACGCGCUUAACGGAAAUCGGACUCCUCAGCGUGUGCACGUGCUGUAACCGAGUUACACUGCGCUCGCGAUAGCUGAGCGCGAGGAGCCGCUGUCUCUUUCUCCUUCCUAUCUCACUCUAUUUCAGACUCUCUCUCUCUCUCUCUCUCUCUGUCGCUGUCUCCCGGUCGGUCUCUCAGAGAGGAGCGUACACUGUUCUCUUCCUCAGGCAUCCAUGGCGCUGUGUAACGGCGAUACCAAGCUGGAUAUCAGUAGCGAGCCUACAGACGGGUUGCGGGACUACGACGGGGCCGUAGUGAUCCUGGACGCCGGGGCGCAGUAUGGAAAAGUGAUUGACCGACGAGUGAGGGAGCUGUUAGUGCAGUCGGAGAUACUGCCGCUGGAGACGCCUGCCUUCGCCAUCAGAGAGCAGGGCUUCAGGGCCAUCAUUAUCUCCGGGGGUCCAAAUUCGGUCUAUGCAGAAGAUGCACCCUGGUUCGACCCGGCCAUAUUCACCAUCGGCAAACCUGUACUGGGGAUUUGCUACGGCAUGCAGAUGAUGAAUAAAGUGUUCGGAGGCACGGUACACAGGAAGAGUGUAAGAGAAGACGGUGUGUUCAGCAUCGGAAUAGACAACUCCUGCUCGCUUUUCAGGGGUCUACAGAAGGAGGAGAUGGUACUCUUGACUCAUGGUGACAGCGUAGAUAAAGUAGCAGACGGCUUCAAAGUCGUCGCUCAAUCUGGGAACAUCAUUGCAGGCAUUGCCAACGAGCAGAAGAAGCUCUACGGGACACAGUUUCACCCGGAGGUCGAUCUGACCGAGCGAGGCAUGGACAUGCUGAGGAACUUCCUGUUCGAGAUCGCCGGCUGCACCAACAACUUCACCGUGCAGAACCGGCAGAUGGGGUGCAUACGCGAGAUCCAGGAGAAAGUGGACAAGUCCAAAGUGCUGGUGUUGUUAAGCGGCGGUGUCGACUCGACGGUGUGCACAGCCCUGCUGAAUAAAGCGCUAAAUCAGGAUCAAGUGAUCGCCGUCCACAUCGACAAUGGCUUCAUGAGGAAGAGGGAAAGCCAGAGCGUGGAGGAGGCGCUCACCAAACUCGGCAUUAAACUCAAAGUCGUAAACGCAGCACACACGUUCUACAACGGCACCACGACGCUGCCCAUCUCCGAGGAGGACCGCACGCCCCGGAAACGCAUUAGCAAGACGCUCAACAUGACCACCAAUCCCGAGGAGAAGAGGAAGAUCAUCGGCGACACUUUUGUCAAGGUGGCGAACGAGGUGAUCGGCGAGAUGAACCUGAAGCCGGAGGAUGUGUAUCUGGCGCAGGGUACCCUCCGACCUGACCUGAUCGAGAGCGCAUCUCAUCUGGCCAGUGGCAAGGCCGACGUCAUCAAGACUCACCACAACGACACGGAGCUGAUCCGCAAACUCAGAGACGAGGGGAAGGUCAUCGAGCCACUGAAAGAUUUCCACAAGGACGAGGUGCGAUCGCUGGGCCGAGAGCUCGGGCUCCCCGAGGAGAUCGUCUCCCGACACCCGUUUCCUGGUCCAGGUUUGGCCAUCAGAGUCAUCUGCGCCGAUGAGCCUUACGUCUGCAAAGACUUUGCCGAGACCAACAACAUCCUGAAAAUCAUCACAGACUUCUCCGCCAGUGUUAAGAAGCCACACACUCUGCUGCAGAGAGUGAAGUCGUGCAUAUCAGACGAGGAAGAGGAGAAGCUGAUGCAGAUCACCAGCCUUCAUUCACUAAAUGCCUUCCUGCUGCCAAUUAAAACUGUCGGCGUCCAGGGUGACGCGCGGUCGUACAGCUACGUGUGUGGAGUCACCAGUAAAGAGGCUCCGCACUGGGAAUCGCUCAUAUUCCUUGCCAGACUCAUCCCUCGCAUCUGUCACACCAUCAACAGAGUUGUGUAUGUGUUCGGGUCACAUGUAAAGGAGCCUCCCACAGACAUCACUCCUACUUUCCUGACCACAGGCGUACUGAGCACGCUCAGACAGGCCGACUUCGUGGCCCACUCCAUCCUCAGGGAGUCGGGCUACUCGAGUAAGAUCAGUCAGAUGCCCAUCAUCCUCGUGCCACUGCAUUUCGACCGCGACCCGCUGCAGAAGCAGCCUUCGUGCAGGCGCUCCGUCGUCAUCAGAACCUUCAUCACCAGCGACUUCAUGACGGGCAUCGCCGCCACGCCCGAUAACCACAUCCCCGAGGAGGUGGUGCUGAAAAUGGUGAGCGAAAUUAAGAAGAUCCCAGGCAUCUCCAGAGUGAUGUACGACCUCACGUCCAAACCGCCGGGAACCACAGAGUGGGAGUAGAGUGGAGACAGCGCUUAACUCCCGGGGCUCUUUUCCUCAUCCUUCUCUCUCUCUCUCUCUCUCUCCUGGACUUCCUCCUCCCUUUGCUAUUUCUUCAUCCUUCCAUUACAAUGUUUCCUCACUCACCAAUAAACUUUCCACCCUCAGUGAAACAGAAAGGAACAGAACACAACAUUCCCUACGCUAGCAGCCAGUACUGUGAUUUUCACACACACACACACACUUAACACCGCCUAUUUUUUUCUGGCGCUCAUUAUUAAUAUUAUUAUGGUUUUGUUUAUAAUUUUAAAUAAGACUCGUCUGUUUUGUAUAUUCGACAGUCCCAGGCUCAGAGGCUUGCAGAAAUAUCUAGGGAUGCAUUAAUAAAGCUGAUGAUGUAAUAAUUUAAGCACUUAAGUGCUAUGUAAUCAGGGCAUAAUGAAAUGAUGAGUUAGUUCAGUGUGUGCGUGUGCUGCUAGAAAUGAAUUGCUCUAGCCAUGUUUCAUGUUUGAGGUAGGUGGCGCUCUCUAUUAAAACAUUCAAAGGAAGAUGCCGGUACUAGGGUUGGUAUUGAUGCUUCCCUAGAAAAUACACACACACACACACACACACACACACGUAUGUGCGCAUCGUUCUAGUAUGAUUUUCUCAUCGCUACUACUUCAUGUUUUCAUCAGCUUUACUCCUGUCAUGUGACCAAUUCUCUUUAUUUGCCAAAUAGACUAGGGUAGAAGUUUGAACUGCCUUUUUGAUUUUUAUUUUAUUAUUAUUAUAAUUUUUUUUUUUUUCAUUUGGAGAUUUUCGAGAUCUGCGAAAUGUGCUGUGAAGGAGCUUUUCCCGGUGCGGUCGAGCUUCCUGGACUUUUGUGCCUGGUUUUUUUUUUUUUUUUUUUUUUCCUUUGUGUUUUUUUUUUUUUUAUUUCAUUUCAGGGAUGUGAAAAAAAAAACUGAACUAACACAUGCUGCAUUUUUUUUUCUUUUGGUGUUGGCCUGAGAAAAUAUCUGCGUCUGCUUCCUGCUGCGUGAGCAUCGUUUGCACAUUUAACUGUAUCAUAUCAUAUAUUCAUCUGUUUUAAUCGUUUUACCCAUAAUGCCUUGAGGCUUGCUUUGCUUCUUGUGUAGCGUCUCCUGAAGCUGGAUGUCGGAAGCUUUAGCUGAAGGAUGGGGGAGGGGAAAGCGGCUUAGCACUGAUCACAUGACCUGUUAACAUGCUUCAAUUCUCAUGUUUGUUUGUUUUUUUCUCUCUCAAAUAAAUCUAUAGAAAGUGGGAGGAGCUACAGGUUAGUUCUGUUUAACUAUACAUAGAGGUUUGUUUCGGUGCAAAUCUAUGCCUGAUGUAGAUAAGAUUUGAAGUGUCAUAACAUAACGAUGAAUAUCACGUCUAGCUAUUUAUUGUCUUAUGUAAUGUACGUCUCAUUACACGAUCAUUUCAAUAGCAAAAGCAAAACAAAAAAAAACAAAAAAAUCAAUGAAAAGGUGGACUGGUUCCUUGUCUUAACCGCAAACUUUGCUCUUAUCCUCUCUGUAUCUCUCUCUUUUUCUCUCUCUCCCUCUCUCUCUCUCUCUCUCUCUGUGUCUAAUCGCCUUUUUUACGUGUACAUUUUACAUGCGUCUACUCGGAAGAAAAUACUAUUACUAUGAAUUUCGUUUCAGUAGUGGGUUCAGCUGCAAUCUGACAUGGUGUUCAGUUUGAUUUAUGCAAAUCUGUUAAAUUUUUCUUUUUUGUAUAAAAUAAAAGAACAAAAAAGCUUUUUUUUUUUUCCUUUAGUAUUGUGCCUCAAAAACCAAGCCACUGCAUGCAGUUUCCCGAAGAACUGAUAUUUGUAUAAUGAGAUCUGAGCUUUAAUAAAGAAGUCCAUGUA